CUUUAACUCAUCGUACAUGCAGAGGGUGGGCCUCUUCAAACGUGUGGUCGAUCAGGGCCAGAGUUUCGUUUGGGGGGAAUUCCUAGAUUGAACAUCCGAAAGAAAACAAUGGUUGACGUGGAACAGCUGAUGCAUGCAUGAUGUUAAAACAAUUGAUCCUUCCUUUGGUGAGCGUUUUGACGUGAAAAUGAACCAUUAACGAAUAUUAAUAACCGUAGACGUUGCACUCCUUAUGCAUGCGGAAACUAUUCAUCGGAAGUCCGAUAGGGAAUGACAUUGACGAUUUCGCGGAAAAUACAACUACUUCUCAAAUUAAACCAAUACAGAGGAGAUGUCCAAACCUUCAUUGAUUCACUAUGUUCUGCUAAUUCUGGUGCUUGCAUGGGACUGUGAUAAGAGACAAGUAGAAGCCGUCGAUUUCGACCACUUUAAACUAGUAUUUCAAUGGCCUGUGACGUUUUGCGAAAUUCACAAGUUUAAGUGUGUGCCUCAACCGCCACAUCAUUGGACUGUCCAUGGAUUUUGGCCCUCAAAUUUCAAUGGUAAUCCUGUGUCAGACUGCUCAACAGAACCUUUUAAAGAAAACCAAAUCUCAUCGGAUACUAAAAAGCACAUGAAUAGGAUAUGGCCAAAUCUGUACAAGAACGGACUUCAUACCCAGUUAUGGUCACGACAAUGGAAGAAACACGGAACAUGUGCUGACGUGCCCGGCACAAGGACAGUGGGGGAAUAUUUCACAAAGGCCAUUGAAUUAGCCAACCGGUACAACAUUUCUGGAAUCCUGGAAAAGAAUCAUAUAAAUAAAGGAUCUGUGUAUAAGUUGCCAUUCAUAGAAGAUGCCAUCAAGAUUAGAACCGGCUACAAACCAAACAUCCAACCGACAUCAAAGAAAGAAAACCUGAAGCCUCCUCGGUUGUUUGAGAUUAGAAUUUGUUUUAAUAAAACUUUUCAUGGAAUUGAUUGUGGAGCUGGAAACAUGUAUGGGGGAAAUGUAUUGUAUCCACAGCGGCAGACAUCACCACCCUACGGGAAAAUAUGCCCUAAAUAAUUCUAAAAAGUCACAACAAAUUCGAGUUCAUAUGUUUCACAUUAAAUUCCCUUGAAACUACAUCUAUGAUUAGAGAUUUCAUGUAGAUUGUAAUAUUUCGAAUCACAUGUAAGAUUUAUGAAUAAAUAAAUGAAUUCAU
This is a messenger RNA of Ostrea edulis (European flat oyster), 1187 nucleotides long. RefSeq lists its product as uncharacterized. Gene Ontology annotation, biological process: RNA catabolic process. NCBI's taxonomy places the organism in Eukaryota, Metazoa, Mollusca, Bivalvia, Ostreida, Ostreidae. Gene Ontology annotation, cellular component: extracellular region. Gene Ontology annotation, molecular function: ribonuclease T2 activity; RNA binding. The coding region runs from base 332 to 1048 and encodes 238 amino acids. The record is from RefSeq and is a predicted model, not a curated record. The transcript has 12 exons.